AGUAGUUCUGCACCUUAGCAGACGACUAUUAUUAUAAUUUGCAUAGGAGUUUGAAUUUGUCAAGGUCUUCGACCUUUUUCUCAAAUACUGCUAAUUUUCUCAUUAAAUAUCAUAACUUGAAAGAUAAUCGUUUUAUUGUUGACUUUAGGAAUUACAAUGAAUUCAAGCAUAAAGGUUUUGUCGCUUGCUAGAAGGUUUAACAAUCUUCUUUUAGGUGGAAGACGCAAUAUAGUUACGGAAGCAAAAUUUACCAUACAAUAUGUAUGAUUUUUUUUAUUUAAAAAUCUAUUAGUUAUAUUCAUGUAGAGAAAACAAAGCGAAUCACUGGUAGACGAUAAUAGAGCAAGGAUAGAUAAAAACUCCAACAAAUCAAAAUUUUUUUAAGCUUAUGAACCAUACACUUAUAAAAUUUUGAAUAUUUAUAUAUAGAUUUCAUAGUAACUUUUUGACAAGAUAGGCGGUCUUCAUAAAUGUUAGAGAUUGGACGUUGAUACUCAAUCGAGAACCAAGAUGAUAUUGAGGAUAUUAUCUAAGUUUUAUGAUAAUCUUUUUUCUUUAAUUUUUUUAGCCAUAUAAAUUGCAUUUGAUUGAAGAGAAGGAUGGCCCCAAGCUUGAUGCUGUUCUCACGAGAGAAGAAGGACUUAAAUAUUAUACUGAGAUGCAAACUAUUCGUUUAAUGGAACGCGCAGCUAGUGCUUUGUAUCAAGAAAAAGCUAUUAGAGGAUUUUGUCACUUGUACACUGGACAAGAAGGAGUUUGCGUUGGAAUGAGUGCAUCUCUGAAAAAAGAUGAUGCAGUUAUUACAGCGUACAGAGCACACGGCUGGACCUAUAUGAAAGGAUCAUCUGUUCACGCUAUCCUCUCAGAAUUAGUCGGCAGAAAAACCGGAGUUGCAAAGGGAAAAGGUGGUUCUAUGCACAUGUACGGAGAUCAAUUCUAUGGCGGAAAUGGCAUAGUAGGUGCUCAGGUACCUCUGGGGGCAGGUAUUGCUUUGUCCCAAAAGUUUAAUAAUUUGCCAAACCUUACUGUUGCGUUAUAUGGUGAUGGAGCGGCUAAUCAAGGACAAGUCUUUGAAGCGUAUAAUAUUGCAAAACUAUGGAAUCUUCCUUGUCUAUUUGUGUGUGAAAAUAACGGCUAUGGCAUGGGCACCAGUAUUGCGAGAUCAUCAGCUAGUACAAGCUACUAUACAAGGGGUGAUUACAUUCCUGGUAUUUGGGUAGAUGGAAUGGAUGUUCUAGCAGUUCGCUCAGCGACUGAAUGGGCUGGCGAAUAUAUUAGAUCGGGCAAGGGUCCACUAGUUAUGGAAGCAGGUACCUACAGAUACUCUGGUCAUUCGAUGUCUGAUCCUGGAACCAGUUACCGCACAAGAUCCGAGAUUCAAGAAGUUAGAAACACCAGAGACGCUAUUUCAGGUUUUAAGGAGAGGCUUAUAUCUUCUGAAUUGGCAACCGCUCAAGAACUGAAGGAAAUUGAUUCACAAAUCAGAAAAGAAAUUGAAGAAGCUAACCACAAAGCCAAAUCUGAUCCAGAGUUACCAGUUGAAGAAACCUUUACGAAUGUAUAUAGUUCACCCACUCCAGGAUUAGAAAUAAGAGGCUGUGAUAAUUUUACUACUAGGUUGGCUCUUCCAUAAACAUAGAUAAACGUAUCUUAUUUGCUAAAAGUCUGGAACUAUGUCCUCAAAAUAUUUCACUAGUAUCGAUAUUUAAUAAUCCAUUUCACUAGAGUGUGUUUAUCAAUGAAGACUAAUCAAGCUUGUUCUUUGUCGUGUAUAACAAUUAAUCCAUAUCUAGCAAUAAAAUUAAAAUUACUGUAUUAUAGGA
This is a messenger RNA of Dimorphilus gyrociliatus, 1823 nucleotides long. The record is from the annotation of a GenBank genome assembly. Lineage: Eukaryota; Metazoa; Annelida; Polychaeta; Dinophilidae.